UAACUAAAGUUAUACUCACAGAGCUUUGAGCAAAUAUUUAAAAAAAUGGGACCAGAAGAGGACAAAACAAAUCCAAAAGGAGGAUCAAAUUGUCUUAAGCUUCUUAUCGCCUGUGUCUUCUUCUUCACAACCUGCCUUGUUCCAGUCCAUGGAUUCUUCCUGAAGAGUUGCCGAAUUAGCAACAAUACAGUCAAAUGUGCAACGAUUAGUUCAAAACUCAAAACUAUCCCAAAAGAUAUCCCCCCAACAGUGACGAGCCUUGAUUUAUCUAAAAAUCACAUCAUUACCGUACAGUCAUCAGAUUUCCCAGAUCUACCAAAUCUGAAGGAGUUAAACUUCCACACAAACAGAAUUUCACAGAUAAAAAGCUCUGCUUUUGUCAAUUUGACUUCCCUCCAGAAGUUGACUCUUAAUAAUAACAAACUUGUUAAACUCGUCGAGAAUGUUUUUGAUGGUUUGGGCAAACUCAGUGAGUUGAGACUUAACACGAACGCCAUUAAAAAAGUAUCAUCCACCUCCUUCCAGUCCCUGACAAGCCUAAAGGUUUUGGACAUUUCCUACAACAAACUGCAAAAAAUUACAACACUCUGUUUAAUCCUGCAGCAUCUGCCACAGCUGCAAGAACUGGCUGUAAAAGGCAAUGGUUUCAUAAGUUUCCAAUCACAGGAACUAACAAACCACUCACUGAAACUCCGUGCCCUGGACAUUUUUUCUAAUUCUCUCAGGGACUUCAGGUUAACUGCAGACAUCUUCCCGAACCUGACUUACUUAACUAUUGGCGACCCUUUUAGUAACUUGUUAAUGAAAUGGGACGUUAGUAACAAAACUUUCUUGAGUCAAGUGUCCAAUCUGGAUAUUAGUAGCCUUUUCAUGACAGUUGAAGACAAAGAAGCAUUACUUGAAGCAGUGAACUCGUCACUUACUUCUCUAUCACUGAACAGAAUGAAGAGAAUGAUAAACACUCUUAGUACACUCAUUAACAAUUCUUGCACCAUCCCAACAAUGUCCUCAUUGAAAAUUCGACAAAACGGACUUCAAAACAUUCAUUCCAAUACGUUUCAGUUGUGUGUUUAUGUGACUGAAUUGGAUUUAUCUGAAAACAAUCUUGAAAACAUUGAAGUGAAUGCGUUCGCAACAAUGAAAAGUUUAAAAAGUUUGAGUUUGAGUCACAACAGAUUGAUCUCAGUUCCGCCUGCAAUAGGAAAUCUGCCUAAUCUUUUAAAGUUGCAUCUCAAUGACAACAAAAUCACUGCAGUUCAAUGUCAAGAUUUUUCCAAUUUGCAAAAGCUCGUUGAGCUUAACCUGUAUAAUAACACGAUUUCAGCUCUGACCGACUGUGUUUUCAAUAAUUUAGUACAACUUCGAGUUCUAAGAUUGCAAUAUAAUGCUAUAACCAGCUUCAAUGGAGUAUUUGAAAAACACUUACCAAACCUUAAGCAAUUGCGACUGAAUGGAAACAAACUGAGCACCAUUAAGAAGGGGGAAUUUAGAGGGUUGAAGUCCCUGCUUGAGCUGUUACUACAUGAAAAUAAGAUAAAAACAUUUCAUGAAAACAGUUUUGUUGGAUUGGCAAGUCUCACUGAUUUGCAGCUACAGUCAAAUUCCAUCACUCAUAACGAAAUAAAUAAAAGGCCUUUCGAUGCACUUAAAAACCUGAGAAGAUUGGAUUUAAGCAAUAAUCGUAUCAAAUAUAUAAACAGCGAAGCUUUGCCUAAAUCACCAUUUUCUAAUCUCUCCCAUCUGGAGGAGUUGCUCAUUCCAGCUCAACACUCCAGGGGAAAAUCUUCUCUGCCUCGCAACUUAUUGCAAGGACUAACAAAUCUCCUGCGUUUCAGUGCUAGAAAUUGUCAGCUUAUCUACCUGGACAAAGACAUGUUUAAAUACACGCCUAACCUGAAAAAUCUUGACAUUAGCUCCAAUGAUUUAGACACGCUGUCUCCUGAACUGUUCUCCCACCUUCAGAACCUUAAAAGCCUCUACAUAUCCAGAACAUCUCUCCGGUCAUUAGAUUUCUUCACUGAUGCCAAUCUGACCAAGCUGGAGUUCUUGCAGGCAAGAAAGAAUCAAUACUCAGUUAUCACAAAAGAUGUAAUACAGUCUCUACCAUCUCUUGUCUACGUGGACUUUCAAGGCAACAGUUUCACAUGUGACUGUGAUAACGCCGACUUCCUCAACUGGACAAUUUCCAGCUCACAAACGCAGGUGUUUGAUGCAUAUWACUUUGUAUGCAACUAUCCAGAUGACUUUAAAGGCAAAAGGCUUUUGGACUUUGACUUAACAUCUUGUUUAUUGGAUAUUGACUUCAUCUGCUUUUUGACCAACACAUGCCUGGUCCUCUGUUUUAUGGCCAUGUCCUUCACCUACCAUUUCAUGAGGUGGCAUCUCUACAGUGCAUAUUACUUCUUGUUGGCUUGGCUCGUUGACAAAAAGCAUCAAAAAAAGCAAGCCCCUCAUCAAUACGAUGCGUUCAUCUCCUACAACACUCAUGAUGAGCCCUGGGUGAUUGGAGAGCUCCUAACAAAACUGGAAGGAGAGCAGGGCUGGAGGUUGUGUCUGCACCAUCGAGACUUUGAACCAGGAAAGCCCAUUUUAGAUAACAUCACAGAUGCCAUCUAUGGAAGCAGAAAGACCAUCUGUGUUAUCAGCCACAGAUACCUGGAGAGUGAGUGGUGCUCUAGAGAAGUCCAGACAGCCAGUUUCCGUCUUUUUGAUGAGCAGAAGGAUGUGCUGAUCCUGGUGUUUCUGGAGGACAUUCCCACCUAUCUGCUGUCUCCUUACUACCGCAUGAGGAAGCUGCUGAAAAAGCAAACCUACCUGAGCUGGCCGCGAGCGGCAGGGCACCCAGAGGUGUUCUGGGAGAAACUGCGUCAGGCUUUGCAGACUGGGGACGAUCUAAAUGAGGAAAAUGUCAACCUGAAUGUGUUACAGAUACAGUAAAGAAAAAAGAAUCAAAAUUAUUAGCUUGCGUUCCCUGGAUGUUUGGGGAGUUUUUCUUUUUUCUUUUUUUUUCUUUUUUUGUUGCAUUUGAAUUAUAAUAAUAGCAGUAUAGUAGUGUAACAGGCCAACAAAUACAAUAACAAACACAUUUAAUUUGUAUAAGAAUUAAAAUCAUUUAAUAUAAUGCUAAGUGUCGCACUGCACUCUGUCAGUGUUUCAGUCCGAUAUACAGUAUAUUCAGUUUUUCAUGCUGUUCAUGUUUGAAAAUGACAAUACAUAAAAAUGGAGUGGRCAAAUCAAAGUUUGUGCUAACACUAAGCAAUCUGCUGGCUUCCUUAGAUUGUUUUUUUUUUCUUAUUUUAUUUUUUUAUUUUUUGUACAGCGCCCUGAGACACCGUUUGUUGUGACUUGACUAUGUAAGUAUGAAUCAAAUUGAAUAGGAAACAGUCAGGAGUUGUUUCUGGAAAUCAGAAACAACCUUCACUGGUUGGUAUCAGAUUAAAUCAUUUCUUGUUCUUGAAAAUGGGAUAUACAACAAAGGGCUGAGGAGGCUGCAAAGGAACCAGAUAAGGAUGCACAAAAAGCAACGUGCUAGGAGAUGGGAAAAGGGCAAAAUAUUACCCAAGCAUGACUCUGACUUAGUAAUACAGCUGGAUAGGAAUUCAAAGACUCCAGACAUGAUAAAUAAGCACAAAGAAAACAAGGCAAAGCUUCUCACAUUCCUUCAGUUUGUAUACUGUAUACCGUAUGUUGGGAAAUUACCCACAAAACACUUAAUGUAUUGUUGCAAUGUUCAUGUGUUUGUGCUGUUUUACUUGUGUUAAGUUGUAAAUCUGUGAAAAAUGACAAGCACGUGUGCCUUUACUUCCUAACUUUCUAAUA
Molecule: messenger RNA, 3819 nt
Organism: Austrofundulus limnaeus
Lineage: Eukaryota; Metazoa; Chordata; Actinopteri; Cyprinodontiformes; Rivulidae
Product: toll-like receptor 13
Exons: 3
Coding region: 46-2937 (963 amino acids)
Biological process (GO): signal transduction
Cellular component (GO): plasma membrane
Molecular function (GO): signaling receptor activity; protein binding
Source: RefSeq, a predicted model, not a curated record